Molecule: messenger RNA, 333 nt
Organism: Schistosoma haematobium
Lineage: Eukaryota; Metazoa; Platyhelminthes; Trematoda; Strigeidida; Schistosomatidae
Exons: 4
Coding region: 1-333 (110 amino acids)
Molecular function (GO): calcium ion binding
Source: RefSeq, a predicted model, not a curated record
AUGACGUUUCACAAUUUCAUUGUACCGCAAAAAAUAGGUUCUAGGUUCGAAUCUCGAGAGGUGGGAUCGUGGAUUUGUACUGCUGAAAAGUUCCAUACUACGAUAAAACGGCCAUCUAGUGCUUUAAGUGAUCAAUUUUGGUGGUUUAUAUUCACUCAAGUUGACAUAAAUCAUAAUGGGAAAAUUGAUAAAAAUGAAUUUAAAGAAUAUAUGAAUAAAUAUAUUGGAGUAAUUAGUCGUAAAGAUAUAGAAAAAGUAUUUAAAUAUUGUGAUCGUGAUAAUAAUGGAACGAUUGAAUAUGAAGAAUUUAAAAAAUAUAUGCUUUGUGAAUAA